UCGCCAUUUCUCCACCAUGUUGAGAAGGCCACCUACUACGAUUAAGCUCACACCAGAGGAUGUGUUAGCCUAUGAUGAUGCCAAGUCUGCAGCGCGUGUCUCUACAUCUUCUUCUUUUGGCUCCCAAAAGCCCAACACCGUCAUUGACUACGACGAGUCGCCGCUCAGCAACGCUACCCAGGACCUCCUGCAAGAGCUCAAUUACCCAAAGACCAAAGACGAGAGAAUUGGAGUUUCCAGACCCUAAGUCCGGACAAGCGUGGCACAGAGUGCCGCCCCAUGAAAUAACGGGACAAUUACCACUUUCUGUGCCUCAUCGAUCAAUCUACGACAGAACUCAAACGCAGCUUACUAGUAGACACACCUUUUCUCUAUAAAUAAAGGGCAGUGCACCAGAUAACUAUGUUAUACGCCGUGGAAAAGCACGCGCUUUAGUUCUAGAAUCACCAUGUAGGACCCUAUCAUCGAUGAGGUGUUUAAAGAUCUCUGUAGUUAUUUUUACCCUAAUCCGUAUCCUUAAGCUCCUUCCACACCGUUUUGUAGAACCAAAAAGGCUGGAACGAUUACGAGCUGCAUGUUAGCAAAAUCCCAUAAGCAUCUUAAACGCACCAUAAACCAUUUCACAUUUCAUCGCAUUCACUCACCGAAAGCAACGAGUCC
Messenger RNA from Babjeviella inositovora NRRL Y-12698, 660 nucleotides. RefSeq lists its product as uncharacterized. NCBI's taxonomy places the organism in Eukaryota, Fungi, Ascomycota, Pichiomycetes, Serinales. The record is from RefSeq and is a predicted model, not a curated record. The transcript has a single exon. Gene Ontology annotation, cellular component: anaphase-promoting complex. Gene Ontology annotation, biological process: anaphase-promoting complex-dependent catabolic process. Bases 17 to 247 code for a protein of 76 amino acids.